This is a messenger RNA of Trichomonas vaginalis G3, 1107 nucleotides long. Its product is annotated as spectrin binding. The transcript has a single exon. Lineage: Eukaryota; Parabasalia; Trichomonadida; Trichomonadidae. The coding region runs from base 1 to 1107 and encodes 368 amino acids. Gene Ontology annotation, molecular function: protein binding. The record is from RefSeq and is a predicted model, not a curated record.
AUGGCAUGUCGCGGAAAGUUCCCUCAAAUUGCUGAAUAUCUCAUUGAUAACGGUGCCGACAUUAACACAACUGUUGAUAAUGAUGAAACAGUAUUAAGCAUCGCCAGUGAAAAAGGUUUCCUUGAAGUUGUCAAAGUUUUAGUUUCAAAAGGAGCUAAUGUCAACCAACCAUUAAAUGCUUUGCCAUUAAUUGGCUGCUGCUCGCAUAAAUUCCCUGAUGUUGCAAGAUAUUUGGUUAAAAAUGGUGCAAAUAUUAACUUACCAGACAAAUUCGGAGUUUAUCCAUUGACUGCAGCAAUAAAAACAAACUCAUUAACAAUGGUUAAAGAAGUUGUGGAGUUAGGAGCUGACAUAAAGCAGGAUGACUUUAUUAAAUUAUGUUUAGAAAACAAGUCCACUGAUAUUUGCAAAUACAUAGUUUCUAAAGGUGCCAAAAUCACAAAAGAAAAUAUUUUCCAAGCUAUUGACAGCAAAUCAGUAGAAUUUAUCCAAAUUUUGUUUGAAGAUAUCAAAAAUGUUGAUGAUGAAUUCAAGAAUGAAGUAUUCUUAAGGGCUUUUCGUGAAGCAGAACUUAAUACAAUCAACUAUUUGACUCAAACAGGCUACAGGAACACAAAUUUCAAGAAGGAUGAUCUUAAGCUAGGAUUGUUCAAUGCAUUGAAAGUUGGAACAGAGGAUGCUGUUAAUUAUUACCUCUCAAAUGGAGCCGAUGUGAACAUAAUAUUUGAGGAACGAUUCACACCUUUAUCAUUUACCUGCUUCAAUGAAAACAUGAAACUUCUAGAAUUUCUAGUAAGUAAAGGCGCUGAUGUCAAUUUACUUGAUGUCGGACGACUCUCACCUUUAUGCUAUGCGUUGAUAUCAAAAUAUUCAAAAUCUAUUGACUUCCUACUUCAAAAUGGGGCAAAUCUAAAUGACACCAACGUUGAAACUCUUCCUUUAGUUCUUGCAUGCAAAGCAAGAAAUCAAAGAUUAGUUAUGAAAUUAAUUGAAUCUGGUGCUAAUGUCAAUAUUGCAGGCUUAGAUGGUGUUACUCCAAUUGAAGCAGCCAAAGAAUCAGGCAUGCAAAAAAUCAUUAAGCUUAUUAAUUCGAAAAAGGAUAAUUAG